Messenger RNA from Hypoxylon fragiforme, 2285 nucleotides. RefSeq names its product acid protease. The coding region runs from base 451 to 1851 and encodes 466 amino acids. Gene Ontology annotation, cellular component: fungal-type vacuole. Lineage: Eukaryota; Fungi; Ascomycota; Sordariomycetes; Xylariales; Hypoxylaceae. Gene Ontology annotation, molecular function: aspartic-type endopeptidase activity. The record is from RefSeq and is a predicted model, not a curated record. The transcript has 8 exons. Gene Ontology annotation, biological process: proteolysis.
CGCGUUACUCACCUAUACAUCUACGCUGCAUAAUCUGCUAUAGAAGGCAGGUACCCAGGUUUGCUCAUCUGCCUUGUCCAACUUGUGCGCAACAAACGUACAGUAUCUCAAGCAUCUAUCCUGUUUAGGGCGCGAUCGUUGGACACACAAGAUGCGAGAGUAAUACCACUAAGUAAGUGCUCGGCCAUGGGAGAGUAACCGGUACAUUCGACUUCGGGGAGAACUUAAUAGGGCCAUCGAUACUCAAAACUUGAGCAUUAGACCAUUUAUCUCACAAGACGCCCAUUCUCCCUCCCGCUUCCGUUCAGAUCUAGUCCUGGUCAUCUAGUUGUCUCAUUUAUGUGUCUCAACUCCCUCGCACACUAGAACGCCUUACCUCUCCUCCAUAAGCUUUUCUAACCCAAGCUCCUAAAUAUCUCCAUCUCAAGUUUUCUCCUUUCAUCGAAAAAUAUGAUGUUCCUCAAGUAUUUUAUCAGCUCCCUCGGACUCACCUCCUUGCCCGUACUAGCCACCCCGGCCUUUUUGCCCCAGGUCGAUUCUCGUGAUGAAAAUGAUGUCGUUCACUCGCUCUCCCUCCCCGGCUUUCAAUUCCGCCGUGUGAAACCGAUGGUGACGACGACGACCACCGAUGUCGUCGAGAAGAAGAGGAAGGUCCAGAACCACCUAAGCCUGACACGCGUGUCUCGCGGCAGCAGCGCAGGAGCGGGAGGUAGGUCGCUGCGCUCUGCUGCUGCCUUGUUCGGCCAAGUCCAGCGAAGCAAAGGCGGCACCGGAUACGAAAACGUGACCUCUGUCAACUACUACGCCGUCGAGUACUCGGUGAAACUGAUUUUUAACGGGAUCCCCAUGAACGUCAUAAUCGAUUCGGGGUCAGCCGAUACCUGGGUUAGAGGGUCCAGCUUCACCUGCAAACGGAGUCUCAACGGGUCUGUCCCGGUGGAAGACUGUGGGCUGGGUCCUUCCUUUUGCGGUAACUUCACGGGAGAGCCGAUACCCAACCAGCACUUCUCCAUCGAGUAUGGAGACGGUGAAGAGGUUCAAGGUUUGUUGGGAUUCAUGGACGUUGAACUCGCGGGCGUAACCGUCCCCCAUCAAGAAAUAGCCAUUGCAAGUCAAGGGGCUUGGCACGGCAAUAAUGUCACGUCAGGCAUAUUGGGGCUCGCAUACCCGUCUCUAACCAACGCCUACUCGGGCAAUGAUCUCGACGGUCCGGGUGAUGAGUCUAUUCUCUACUCACCUGUUUUCACCUCGAUGGUUACCAAUGGAUUGGUUGAGCCGUACUUUGCUAUCGCUAUAUCUAGGAACUCAUCUCUUGGAUCCAUCAGCGUCGGUGGAAUGCCACCCGUGGAUCUCAAAAACAGCAAAUAUGACUCCACCCCUAUUCUAGUGGCGGACAUCAUCGACCGCGCCAGCACCAACUACCAGCCAUCUUUCUACACGAUCGUGCCGAAAGGCUUCAGGUUCGGCGGAGCAACCGUCAAGGGCGGGUAUCCUUUCGUCGUAGACACGGCGACAUCGCUGACCUACCUGCCACCUGACCUAGCCGAAGAAGUAAACGCACAGUUCGACCCGCCCGCAACAUACGUAUGGUACUACAACGCCUACUUCACCGAGUGCAACGCCGUGCCCCCGCGGUUCGGGGUCCAGAUCGAAGACACGACGUUCUGGGUCAAUCCCAAGGACAUGCUGAGCCAGGAUGAGCGAGAUCCAGAGACCGGCCUGUGCCAGACGGGGAUUGCGAGUGGAGGCGAUGGACCUUAUAUACUGGGCGUCACGUUCCUGACGAACGUCGUGGUGUCGAUGAAUAUCGGGUCCGGACUGGUGGAGUUUUGGAGCCAUCAGUAUUAUUAGGAAGUGAUGAUGAUGAUGAUGAUGAUAAAAAAAGUCGUUUGCUUAAAAGGUGGUGAGGUGGUGGUUGUGAGGGAGGGAGAAUGGCAUGGUUUCCUUGAUUUGGCCUUCGUUGGUAGAUGAUUUACAUUAGCACAGGAUAUCGAAGCAACCUUAUGAGAUGCUUUUUUUUUAAUGCUAGCUUGAUAAAAGUAAAAGUUACAAGCUGUCUAACUUUAUACUAACAAAGGUUUAGAGUAAGAAUGCAACCUUAGAUUAAUUUCAGAUGGUAGUAGACAUUCAGGGGAGGGGGGAAAUUCGGAUCGGAACAGCGCUUAGCAUCUAAAGAAUCCGCAACGUUGUGAAAGUUGAACAGGUAUACAUACUUUUAUAUAUACAAAAAUAGGAGAAAAAAAAAACCGAAAUAAAGGGGAAUAAGAAAUAAAGGAAUGAAAAAG